Nanorana parkeri is the source of this 642-nucleotide messenger RNA. It is a transcript of the gene TNFRSF4, whose product is annotated as TNF receptor superfamily member 4. The coding region runs from base 1 to 642 and encodes 213 amino acids. Gene Ontology annotation, biological process: inflammatory response. The transcript has 6 exons. The record is from RefSeq and is a predicted model, not a curated record. Gene Ontology annotation, molecular function: tumor necrosis factor receptor activity; protein binding. Lineage: Eukaryota; Metazoa; Chordata; Amphibia; Anura; Dicroglossidae.
AUGGCUGUACAUGGGUAUACAAAUCAGGAUCGUGGUUCAGGUGAGAAAAUCGAGAAGGCGUGCACAUCACACAAUUCUGCAUCAACAUGCAUAGAAUGUGGAGAAGGUUAUUUUAAUCCUGCAUACUAUAGAGCCGGCUGCUUUACCUGCAGAAUAUGUGACACAGAAUGCCAGCCCUGUGCCUAUGGACAUUUCUCAUUUAAGGAAAACAGCAAGUGCCUCCCUUGGACCAAUUGCAGUGCUAUAGGUCUGACAGUGCUUGAAGCAGGAUCUGCCACAAAGGAUGUUCAAUGUUCCGCUCCAAAGAGCACCACCGCUUGGGUUCUACCCACAUCUGUGGCCCCAACGCCUCCCCAACGAGAAAGAACGCAGAGGAAAGAUGAGACGUCUACUCUGGAGAACUCUGUGACGUCCACCAAACAAUCCAUACCACGCAAUGCCAUGAACUGGGAUACCGUCACGUUAAUUCUCAUCACUGUCACCCUGCUGAUGGCGAUGGCUGGAAUCAUACUGGCGGUGAUCAUACAGACAAAGAAGAGGAAAAGAAACAGAGGAUUCAUCCGAAGCAAUAGAUGCAAAGUCCCAGUACAAGAAGAAAGUACGGAUUCCGAAUCUAGCCUUGCCAAGAAAAAUCCUGCGUGA